This is a messenger RNA of Prunus armeniaca (apricot), 291 nucleotides long. The record is from the annotation of a GenBank genome assembly. NCBI's taxonomy places the organism in Eukaryota, Viridiplantae, Streptophyta, Magnoliopsida, Rosales, Rosaceae.
AUGGGUAAUAAAAGUAGCAAUCCUGAUGAUGAUGAGGAUGGAUAUGCAUAUCCUCCAAACAGGGGAGCAAGUGGUAGUAGUCAACCACAAUACCAUCACACUCAAAGCCUUCGAGACCCACUCCCAUCUCCUCCAGUACCAAUGACAGACAAGAACACUAGAGAAAAACAUAAAACAAUCGAAGGCGUGAUUAGAAACUUAGCAGAGGUACUUGGUGUUAGACCAAGUCCUACUCUGCCUACGGUUUCAAGAGUUUGUGAUCAAGUCAACUUGUUAUCUUCCAAGAGUUAG